This is a messenger RNA of Mus pahari (shrew mouse), 4146 nucleotides long. It is a transcript of the gene Twsg1, whose product is annotated as twisted gastrulation BMP signaling modulator 1. Gene Ontology annotation, biological process: regulation of BMP signaling pathway. Bases 306 to 974 code for a protein of 222 amino acids. The transcript has 5 exons. NCBI's taxonomy places the organism in Eukaryota, Metazoa, Chordata, Mammalia, Rodentia, Muridae. The record is from RefSeq and is a predicted model, not a curated record.
GUGUGGGGCGUCGCGCUCCUCCCCGCGGUCACCUGGAUCCCCGGAGGACGGCGGGAAGACGCUCCGGGCAGCCGGGGGUGUCUGUGGGUCCCCGCGGCUGGCGGCGGCGGAGGGGGCGCACCGGCUGUUGGGCAGGAUGCCCAGGGAGCCGGCUGGGUCCGCGGGGAGCGGGCGAGAAAAUGGGAUUACUAACGGUCUCCCGCCGGCGGUCAGGAGCUCUGGACUUUCUGUUUCAGAACGGAGUCAUACCCCAUGCAGAGCCCGUGGUCUUCUUGGAAGCUACCGAGUGACUUCUCUGAAGAAUCAUGAAGUCACACUAUGUUGUGCUAGCUCUAGCCUCGCUGAUGUUCCUGCUGUGUCUCCCCGAGUCCCAGAGCUGUAACAAAGCACUCUGUGCCAGUGAUGUGAGCAAAUGCCUCAUCCAGGAGCUCUGCCAGUGCCGGCCUGGCGAAGGGAACUGCCCCUGCUGUAAGGAGUGCAUGCUGUGCCUCGGGGCCCUGUGGGACGAGUGCUGCGACUGUGUCGGUAUGUGCAACCCUCGGAAUUACAGCGACACCCCUCCCACAUCAAAGAGCACAGUAGAGGAGCUGCAUGAGCCCAUCCCGUCCCUGUUCAGGGCGCUGACGGAGGGUGACACCCAACUCAACUGGAACAUCGUCUCCUUCCCUGUGGCAGAGGAGCUGUCACAUCACGAAAAUCUAGUCUCCUUUCUAGAAACUGUGAACCAGCUGCACCACCAAAAUGUGUCUGUUCCCAGCAACAAUGUCCACGCCCCUUUUCCCAGCGACAAAGAGCACAUGUGCACAGUGGUUUACUUUGAUGACUGCAUGUCCAUACACCAGUGUAAGAUAUCCUGUGAGUCCAUGGGCGCAUCCAAGUAUCGCUGGUUUCACAACGCCUGCUGUGAGUGCAUCGGUCCAGAGUGCAUUGACUAUGGGAGUAAAACUGUCAAGUGUAUGAACUGCAUGUUUUAAAGAGGGGGAAGAAAUGCAGACCAAAGCAGUCAUGAAGUGUGCAGAAAUCACAGUUCUGGUAUGCUAGGAGUGUGUUAAGUUAUAUUAUUGUAACUGCUUUUUAUGUUUGAUGCCUAUUAGCAUAUGUCUUUUCCAUUGGAUUCAAUAGAACUUUAGUCACAUGAGAAUCAGGGGUUCAGAGGAAUCUUGGCAAGAUCUGACGUUCUGAUAGAAGGUGUUGUCUUCUUCCAGCUUUCCAAAUGCUUUUUGUUUUGAACGUGAUAGCACAAGCCUGGUACAUGUGUGGUUCUCACCUGCCAGUUGCAGAACACCAGGUCCCUAUAGUCACACAUCUCUUAAUUGUGCCUUGGCUGGCUUAUCUGUUUUAUAUGAGUAAAUAUCACAGUUUAUAAUUCUAACAACUCACAUUCAAGCCAUGCUGAAACUUAAUUUCAAACCAUUUUACACUGGUUUUAGAAAGUAAAUAUUUACUAUAUUUUACAACAGGAAAGUCUUACCUAGGGCCAGCGAGCUGACUCAGUGGAUAAAGGUGCUUGCUACCAAGCCUGAUCCCCAGAGCCCAUACAGUAGAAGGAAAGAACCAACUCCUGUGAGUUGCCCUCUGACCUCUGUACAGGCACAGUAUCAUGCAUGUAGGUGUGCUUGUGUGUGCACACACAUAAAUAACUGUUUUUAAAAAUGUAACCAUCUUACAUGGUGAAAUCUAAAUCUGCCGUGGAGCGCUCACACCAACAGUGAUUUGGACGAUAUGUCCCCUCCCCACCUGUAGUGCUGGCGUGGUGAUACACCGAGUCAUCACUGUUCAUUGGUAUAGAAGAGUUUUGUCUACCAAGAGUGUCAUGGCAUACCUUUGAAACUUCAUCAAAUGCACUGUGAGGAUCUGGGUCAAGAAGUAGCCAGGGAAAAGCAGGGGACUAUGGAUGAUGCUCCAUUAGAGUCCAUGCAGAGCAGCAGGUAGCAGCUGCCCCUUUCCAGGUGCACAGCAUAGCUGGGAGUGAGGCUGGCCAGGAGAGGGUCUGGCUCAGCACCAGCAAACAGCAGGGUCCAGCACAUGCGAGAGACACAUGGGACAGGGUUGAGGAAGGAUGCACAGACGUGGACAGAGAAGGGCAAAAAUGUUUGGAACUCCUAAUAGGGUCCACCUUAAAAUCAUUUGUAGUCACUGGUUUUGUUACUUUAUAAUAUUAUAUUUGUUUCUGGAUAUCUGAAUCCAAAUAAGUAUCAUAUUUUAAGAAGCUAUAUUUCUGAAAUUCCAGGGGGAAAUCUGUUUAAUAAUGUUUACUCCUAGCAUACUAUAGAAUUAUCUAGUUAUAUAGCUUCUUACAUAGUAUUUCCAUAGUGAUGAGCUUCAAUAUUACAUGCCCUUCAUAGUAAUAAAAUUCUCACCUUCAAGCAUGAAUCAAAAACAAAUAUCUAUACUACACAGGCUCACUUUUAUAGAAUUGCUCUUUUCUCUAGUGCAUAUCUCAAUUAAAAGUAACGUUUUAGGAAUAAUCUUUAUGUGGCUACAUAUUUUAGUACAUAAAAUAGGAAAUGCUCUUAAGCACAUUUUGUGCUCUUAUUUGAAUAGUUACAGGAUGGUUUGUGGUGUCAUGGAUACCCACUGUAGACCACGCUCUUCCCAGUAGCUGCCGAAUGCUCAAGGUACUCCAGCCUCCUAAGAAACCGACUCAGAACGUGGAUGUGCGUGAUUAUUAAACACAAAGGUGUCCUCUCGAUUCUACCUAGAGUGCCUCUCUUUAAAGGUGCCUUGGAAACAUUUCAGCCCCUUCCUUCUUAGCUCCCACAGGGCUGUGGGUUUUCUUAAAAUCAGGAGGAGUUUUGAAGAACCACAGCUAGCUGCUCCAUUUCAGCAGCUGAUUCUUAAGAAAGUUUAUGCUCUGACGGAAGAGGGCUUUGAUGGCUUCUAGCAGUGUGUCUCGUCUCGUGUUUUCUUUGUUUGUUUGUUUGUUUUUGUUGUUGCUAUCAUGGUUUGGUUUGGUUUUGAGACAGGAUCUCUGUGCAGCCCUGGCUAGCCUGGAAUGUGCUAUGUAGACCAGGCUGGCUCUCCUCAUGUUUUCUUAAUGAUGGCCCUAAACAUUGUUAAAAUAUAUCACCAUUUUUUAAAAACUUUUCAUUAUUAAAAUUUAAAAUAUAGUGUGUCAUUUUUACCGUAUACAUUUUCUAUGAAAAAAUUUUAAACCACCUGCUUUAACUAUUUUAUUGCCCUGUUAUUCCCAUUAGAAAUGAUCCCCACUGAGGUAAAUUGUAUAAUCAUGUUUUGUGUAUUUCUCCUGGCUUGCCAAGGCUUAUGAAGAAAUAGCAGCCAUUCCCUGACAGGUUUGCACUCCCACCACAGAAAGGCUGAACAAGAUGAUCAGAGGAUCAAGGCCAGCCCGGAGUCCAUAGCAAGACACUGCCCCAGAAGGCACAAACCCUGCACUCAGCGUUUUGAGUAGUGUUUUAAUAGUUCAGAAGCUAGCAGCCUAACUCAGUCUAGACCUUCGACACCAAUCUAGCAGUGAUGCUCCCGUACUGAAGAGCUUGUAGUAGUUCUUCCUCAGUGAAAAAUGAUCUUGUUUUUCUUACAGCCCAAUCCAAAGACACUAGAUUUUUAAGGGCUGAGACUAAAGUCUGGUGACGGGGCUCUCCCACCAACAAGAGACUCACACUCACUCGUGACUCGCAGGCUGUUGUUACAUUCAUAUGCACACACUCUCUAUAGCAAGGCAUGGGCUUACGGGUAGGCUUUUUUUCAUAACAUUUAUGAGAAAACAAUGUUUUCCCCUUAACAUUUAACUAGGACUGUAGCUUACUCAUAAUUAAGGUACAAAAGCAAAGAGAGUCAAGUAAAAUGUACUGUUCACACAGCGUGUUGUGAAAGUCACACCAAAGUGUAACUUGUAAAGUUUCAGAAAAGAACACUGUCAUUAGCAUAUUUGAACAAAUAUUUGGAAUUUUUAAAAAUUAUCAAAAUAAAAAAAAAAGAAAGUGAAACUCUGGAGAAUGGGAUGCUGAAGAUGGGCUAUGGUUCAAAGGUCUACUUAGAAAGCAUCUUUUUAAAGACUGUUCAUUCCCAAGAGUCUAUGUUAACUGCAUUUAACAUGACCGACAACUUAUAUAUGUAAUUGUGUACAUUUCCAUUGGUUGUCUCUGUAGUCAGAAAAGGUAUUUUAAUAAAAAAUAGAAAUGA